Molecule: messenger RNA, 2130 nt
Organism: Poecilia latipinna (sailfin molly)
Lineage: Eukaryota; Metazoa; Chordata; Actinopteri; Cyprinodontiformes; Poeciliidae
Product: C-type mannose receptor 2-like
Exons: 5
Coding region: 66-1022 (318 amino acids)
Source: RefSeq, a predicted model, not a curated record
UUUUGAGUGUUUUCUCCAUUCUUCAUUUUACUCUCAGGUCCUCACAGUUAACUUCUGUAUGCAUUAUGGAUGGAAACGCUAUUAGAUACACACUUCUCCUCGGGUUGUGUGUCCUCCCUCCAUGUUUUCCACAAGUGUAUCAUGUUGUAAAUGAAAGAAAGAGCUGGACUGAAGCCCAGAGGUACUGCAGGGAAAAAUACACAGACCUGGUCACCAUCAGCAGCAUUGAAGACAUGGCCCGGGUGAAGGACAUACUCAAAGACGAAACUGAUGAAUUCUGGAUUGGGUUGUAUGGUGACGUUAAUAACUGGAAGUGGUCUCUGGAAAAGGAUGGAUUUUAUGAAAAAGGACAGGCUGAUUUUAGAAAGUGGAACUCAGGGGAACCAAACAAUGCUGACGAUCAUUUUCUGUGUGCUGAUAUACAACAACAAGCUGCAUGGUCUGACUACUGGUGCACUUAUGAUAGACCGUUUGUCUGCUACAGCGGCUCAGCUCCAAAAUACAUCUAUGUGACGACACCAAUGUCUUGGGACAAAGCUCAACUUUACUGCAGGGAAAACUACACAGAUCUGGCCAGUGUGAGGAACACAUCCGAGAACAACGAAAUCAAUGUGCUUGUGGAUGACUACGCAUGGAUUGGCUUGUACAGAGAGUCUUGGAGGUGGUCAGACGGUCAGCGCAUGAAGAUGACUUCAUUCCGUAACUUCAAUACGAGUCAAUCAAUAAAAGUCCAGAGCUCCUGUGUGACUACAACAAAGAGUAUGUGGAAUAUAAGACUCUGUUCCAGCACAUAUCCUUUCAUCUGUAACGGACCUCCUAAGAAGAUGAGGGUGGUAAAGAUUAUGUUGUCCAAAUCAGAUUCCUCGUUGGACCUGGAAAAAUCGCAGGAUGCCGUUUUGCAGCAGCUGAACCUCAAACUGAAGGACUAUGGCUUUGAAGACGUCAAGCUGAAAUGGAUCAAACAUUCUGAUGGGAAGACGUUUCACUUGGAAAAGAAAGGAGACAAAAAGAAAAAGGGGUAACAACUAGAGGUGCACUGAUUGCAGAUUUCUGGCCGACCACAGAUCUAUUAAAACUCCUGACCUGAUUCUGAUUUUGGCCGAUACCAAUUUUUUUUUGUCUAAAAUGUUGCAGAAAUCAAUGCAACUAAAUAUAAAUGCAUGGAUGAUAUUUUGCUGGAAUAUUUAUCCUUUAAUCUUAAUGUUCUUCGGGUGAUAAAAGACUGACUUUGCAAUUGAUUUUAUGUGUCUUUGAAAGUUCAGGUCUGAGUUUUACAUCUGUUUGGGCCUCAUUAGCUGUUGCUAGCUGUAAUAACUGUCCUAUGUGCUGGACUUUGGUUGCUCCUCCUUUAGUUUUGUUUCUGUUCAGCUGAAGAAAGUUUUGCCACAUUCAUGCAUUAAUUUACUUUAAGCAUCUAUUUCGUGCUUGGCAGGAUUCAGAGUCACCUGAUGACAUCAUAAUGGAGAGCUUUGUAGCAUAUCCACAGCUAUGGUAGCUAAUUGUCAGCAGUUAUUGACCUAAGACUCUCUGAUCAUUUGUUAUGGAAGAUAAGAGGGUCAUUUCAGAGAAUAUGCUCAAAAUUAUGCUUUUCAUUUAAAUUAUGAUCCUAUAAAUGUUUGGAUGAUGAUGGAUUUGUGGCCACAACACUUCCUAAGGACUCUGUCCUAACUGGUCACCUGUCAGACCCUCAGCCUCCUCUUCCUGCUGGACUGUCCACACACUCUGAAGGUUAUUACUUUCUUCAUGCUGAUUAGGUUCAGAUGAAUGCACGCUUUUGUCCGGCCCGGUUUCCCACGACCCGGCAUUCGCCUGGCAGUCGCGUGGCUCUGAUACAGGGGACCCCAGCUUUGAGGUGGGGUGAGGGGGUGAGUGAGACGAGGGGAGAGGACAUCUGGCCGGUCUGACAUCUGCUAGCGGCAAAUGUUACCCGGAAAUGUUUUUAAGCUCAGAAUAUGAUCAAAGCAAGAAGUGAAGACACCCCUUAUUCUUCCAACUGUGGAUCAAGGUGGAUUUCAAAGAGAUCGUGACACACUACACCAAUUAUCAUCAGUGUAUUUAUGUGGAAUUAUAGACCAACACAAAGUUGCCAUAACUGUAAAGGAAAAUGUUGUUUCAAAUGUUUUGUACAAA